GUCGACGGCGACUCUGAUCCUUUCAAAAGAAAUACAAACGGCAAAUGCUGCUCCGAUGCUGAAACGGUUUUUCCAACAGCUUCCCCCCAGCUCCGCUGGUUUGUGGGGCCGAUGGACGAAAUUUAACGUUUUGGACCUCUUCUGACGCCGUUCCAAAUCUGAAACGUUCAAGCUGCAACGUUACUGGAUCCUUUCAGGAUCACUUCUACUGCCCCUUUGAGUACCAGGAGUAUGAAGGAGUUGAUCCUCGAAGUUUUAUUGGAGUGACUUGUAAGAGAAAGGCUCGUCUCUGGUUCAAAUAUUAGCAACUUCCUCUCGCAUCAUAGGCUAAGAGCUCGUCAAGAGCAUGUAUGUCCAUCAAGUCUGAAUCAGAACAACUUGACGACUCUCAACUACCAUGGUCACCAAUCUAUACCUAGCUCAAGUCAUUAGUGCGCUGGCCGUAUCAGGGCUAUCUAGCAGUAUUUCAGUCCAAGCUGCAACUGUGCUCAAGCGAGAGGAUCCCUCGGCCAACACAAAGAUGGAAUCCUAUUACUACAAGGGUCUCCCCGAGGCAGACAUGCCUGAGGAUGAGGCAAAGGCAAGCCUUUACCGUGAACAGGCUCUCUCCAUUGCCACAUUCUCAGAUGCAGACACAAAGCCAUGGGCUUGGUACUUUGACAAGACUGAGGUCGCCACCAAGAUAAAAAAUGGGGAUCCUGGGUAUGGGUGUCAAGUAGCCUUAUACUUUGAUGCCAUUGAAGCACGCUAUGAGAAUUACAUGAAGGUCACCAAUGGUAUCUCUUGGGCUAGACCCUCAGUUAUGGCACCUUGGUGCAACUCUACCUUGGAUUUCAUCGAGGACAACGCGUACCCGGAUGCCUUACUUGGGUUCCAGGUCACCAGACCAAGCAUCGAUACUACCAUCUAUCCUUCCAUGAUCAUGCUGUUGAGCACACUUGAUGCCGGUCGGGGGAAUCUAACAGCUACAGCAGAAGCCUUUGAUGUGCAUUUCACAACCAUUAAUCAGAUCCCGUUGGCUGAACGAGACAAGUUCAUAGCUGAGCUGACAAGCAUAGUGCAGAAGGAGCACAACAACUACGUUCCCAAUCCAUACAAAUAUGGCAAAAAUUCUGUCGUAUGGACAAGGAUGAGACAGGAUAUCCUUAAUCAUAACAAGAUGAUUCCCAAUAUCAAGAACGGUACGGCUCCCGUCAGCGACUCGAGCACAACUGUGACCGCCUCAUCGAUGUCGGACACUGGAUUAAUCGCAUCGAGUGGAACUACAUUGACACGCGAUGGGACCCGACCUGUGACCAUCACCGGUGCUGCUGCCACUGCCACCUCUGAUGUCGGGCAUACGAUCAUUCAUACCGAAGUCGCACACACCACAGACGCCACUGCCCAGACUGCUGAGGCUUCCGGAUGAGCCUAAAGGGCAGAUCACAGCUCCGAUCGAGCAAACGCCACGGGAAGCAUAUCCCCUACCAUUCCGACCGCUAUUCAGACCCUUCUUA
Molecule: messenger RNA, 1496 nt
Organism: Filobasidium floriforme
Lineage: Eukaryota; Fungi; Basidiomycota; Tremellomycetes; Filobasidiales; Filobasidiaceae
Exons: 4
Coding region: 398-1408 (336 amino acids)
Source: RefSeq, a predicted model, not a curated record